This is a messenger RNA of Hibiscus syriacus, 726 nucleotides long. RefSeq names its product B-box zinc finger protein 25-like. Gene Ontology annotation, molecular function: zinc ion binding. Gene Ontology annotation, cellular component: nucleus. NCBI's taxonomy places the organism in Eukaryota, Viridiplantae, Streptophyta, Magnoliopsida, Malvales, Malvaceae. The record is from RefSeq and is a predicted model, not a curated record. Gene Ontology annotation, biological process: regulation of DNA-templated transcription; photomorphogenesis. The coding region runs from base 21 to 653 and encodes 210 amino acids. The transcript is spliced from 5 exons.
AAAGCAAAAGAAAGAACAAAAUGAAAAUCCAUUGCGAUGUUUGCGAGAGAGCACCGGCAACAGUGAUAUGUUGUGCAGAUGAGGCUGCACUUUGUGCUAAAUGUGAUAUUGAAGUUCAUGCAGCUAACAAGCUUGCAAGCAAACACCAAAGGCUUCUCCUUCAGUGCCUUUCCGACAGGCUUCCUCCUUGUGAUAUUUGCCAGGACAAAGCAGCUUUCAUCUUUUGUGUUGAAGAUAGAGCCCUUUUUUGCCGAGAUUGCGACGAACAGAUCCACCCGGCCGGCAGCCUUGCAGCGAAUCAUCAAAGGUUCCUCGCUACCGGAAUCCGAAUCGCCUUGAGUUCAAGUUGCAAUAAAAAGACUGAAAACUAUGUGUUGGAGCCACCCAACAAGAGUGCACCUCAGACUUCAAUGAAAACGCCUCCACAUCAUCAACACUCAAGCUUUGCUUCCUCUUGGGCUGUUGAUGAUCUGUUAGAACUCUCGGAUAUUCAAUCUCUAAACAAGAAAGAACAGUCUGAGCUUGGAGAGCUUGAAUGGCUAGCAGACAUCGGUCUUUUCGGUGAUCAAUUGCCUCAGGAGGCUUUAUCUAGGAUGAGGUUGGUGUAUGUGAUCAAACUAUAUGUUUAUAGUUUCAUAUGUACGCAUACCUAAGCCGUAUACAUCUCGUCUUGCUUUUCGAUUAUUUUGUCUUUGUUUUUCUUUAUAUGUACGAGUUUUCGAUGCA